Messenger RNA from Panthera uncia (snow leopard), 617 nucleotides. It is a transcript of the gene PTH, whose product is annotated as parathyroid hormone. Lineage: Eukaryota; Metazoa; Chordata; Mammalia; Carnivora; Felidae. The transcript has 2 exons. Gene Ontology annotation, biological process: intracellular calcium ion homeostasis; cell-cell signaling. Gene Ontology annotation, cellular component: extracellular region. The record is from RefSeq and is a predicted model, not a curated record. Bases 6 to 353 code for a protein of 115 amino acids. Gene Ontology annotation, molecular function: parathyroid hormone receptor binding; hormone activity.
UGAAGAUGAUGUCUGCAAAAGACAUGGUUAAGGUCAUGGUUGUCAUGUUUGCAAUUUGCUUUCUUGCAAAAUCGGAUGGGAAACCUGUUAAGAAGAGGUCUGUGAGUGAAAUACAGUUUAUGCAUAACCUGGGCAAGCAUCUGAGCUCCGUGGAGAGGGUAGAAUGGCUGCGGAGGAAACUACAGGAUGUACACAACUUUGUUGCCCUCGGAGCUCCAAUAGCUCACAGAGAUGGUGGUUCCCAGAGGCCCCGAAAAAAGGAAGACAAUGUCCCGGCUGAGAACCAUCAAAAAAGUCUUGGAGAAGCAGACAAAGCUGAUGUGGAUGUGUUAAUCAAAGCUAAAUCCCAGUGAAGACAGAGCAGAGCACUGCUAUAUACAGGAUAGGGCAACAAAAUUACAUGCUGCUAACAUUCUCAAGCUUUGAAGAUCACCAAAUGCCAAUAUUUACGUCUAAUCCAUGGCUAGCCACGAUAGCUGAAAUUCUGAUUGAUUGUUUUGAUUCUACUUUUAUUCAUGUAAGACCUCUUUUAAUUAUUCCAUUUCUGUUGUUUAUUCUUUUUAAAGUAUGUUAUUGCAUAAUUUAUAAAAGAAUAAAAUUGCACUUUGUAACUUCUC